This is a messenger RNA of Rotaria sp. Silwood1, 1581 nucleotides long. The record is from the annotation of a GenBank genome assembly. NCBI's taxonomy places the organism in Eukaryota, Metazoa, Rotifera, Eurotatoria, Philodinida, Philodinidae.
AUGUUCAUAUCAUCGUGUCGAACAUCUGCACAUCGAAAUUCUUCAUAUUUAUUAUCGAACUUAACAAUAUCUUCAUUAAAUUCUUCACGUUCUUCAAAUAUAAGUGAUGGUGAAUGGAUUAUUAAUAGUAUAUCAUUAAUAAUCUUUGUUCUUGCUGUACUGGGAAAUACUGCUGCACUUUUUGUUAUGUUUGGUUCUCGAGGACCAGUCAAAUUGACAAAUAAUAAAUAUUUAGUGAAUUUAGCAUGUGCUGAUUUAUUACGUGCAUGUUUUAUGCCAUUUACUAUUAUAGCAAGAGUCAAACGAAACUUUGUCUUUGGACCACUUAUUUGCAAAAUUUUACCCAUUGUUCAAGGUUUAAGUGUUGCUGUUGAUGUGUUUACUCUUGUUUGUAUAAGUGUAGAACGUUACUUAGCAAUAUGUCAUCCAUUAUUAACAAUUAAACUUCAAUCUCUUCGAUUUACUAAUUUUCUGAAUGGUGUUAUUCUAUUUUUAAUAUGGAUAUUAGGCCUUUUAACGGCUUUACCAAAUAUUUCGAUCUAUAAUUUAUGUUCUUUACCUCAACCUGGAAGAUUUAAAUGUGAAAAAGUCAAGCCACAAGAUUUUGAUGAAAGACUUUAUAUGGUUGCUUUAGAUGUUUUUUAUUUUUUGGUUCCAAUGCUUUUCAUGCUUGUUCUUUAUACAUUAAUUAUUUGUAAAAUAUAUAGAAAUAAUACUGCAACGAAAAUGCGAAAUUUACCAAAUAGUUAUUCGGGCAAAGCUCAUUCAAAUGCAUCAAAUUCUCCAACUCUUCAUCGUAAUAGUUAUCGUCAACGUCAACGUAUGUCAUUAGAAAAUCAUCAAUAUAAUUCGAAUGAACAUCAACAAAAACAUGAUUCAUCAAAUUUUGAACUUCUUGGACGUAUACCAUCUCAAGAAAGUAGUGGUAAAUCAAAAUCUGGUUAUAGUGAUGAUGAUUAUCAAAUAACAUCUUCAUGGCCAAAACAUGUUAAUCAUAAUCAAAAAAAUCCUUUAUCAAAUAUAUUCUCUCGUCAAACAUCAAAAGAAAGUAAACGUUCAAAAUAUUUUUAUAAUUCAAAUCAUUCUUGUGGAGGUAGUUAUAAAAGUCGUUGUUCAUCAACAAGUCAAGGAUAUGAUCUAAUUGAUCGUCAUCGUCGUAAAGCACUUAAACUUUUAAUUGUUAUUAUUGUUGAAUUCUUUAUUUGUUGGACACCAUUAUUUAUUUAUCAUACAUUUGGAACAUUUGAUAAAAAAUUUUAUCGUUCAAUGCCAAGUAUAUUUGUUGAUUUAAUUCUUCUUUUUUCAUUUGCAUCAUUAUUAUGUAAUCCAUUUACUUAUUAUUUUAUGUCAAAAAGAUAUCGAAUGGUUUUAUAUGCUUAUUUAUCAUGUUGUUGUUGUUGUUAUAAAGUUAAACCAAAAUUUAGCAAAAAAAAUCAAGCAGCACGAAAAAUGAUUCAAGCUUUACAUUUACAUCAACAACAAAAUUCUCUUGAAUACAAACAAAAAAUCAAUAAAUAUAAAUUAUCACAACCUAAUUAUAUUAUAUAUCAAACUAAAUUUAGAUCAAAUACAGUACAAUAA